Lolium perenne is the source of this 2846-nucleotide messenger RNA. RefSeq lists its product as uncharacterized. Gene Ontology annotation, molecular function: protein serine/threonine kinase activity; ATP binding. Lineage: Eukaryota; Viridiplantae; Streptophyta; Magnoliopsida; Poales; Poaceae. The record is from RefSeq and is a predicted model, not a curated record. Gene Ontology annotation, biological process: protein phosphorylation.
CCAGUUCUACGUACCUAGUCCGCGUUGUUAACCUCCAGCUAUUUUAUAAACGAGAGAGAAAGAGAUAGAGGAUUCGUGCCCAGCCGCUCCGUGUUUCAGGUUCAGGUUCAGGGAAAAGGAAGAGGUGAAGAAUCGGUGCCCCUCCCCUGUAGCUGGCCGCUGGAUUCGGUGAGCGAUUGGAACGUCUCCUGCGUGCCUCCGUCGCAACAUUCCCUCCUCCCUCCCUCCGGCCGGAUUCCAUCCCCACCCAGCCACCCACGUCCACCACCACCACCACGAGGACGGGGAAGGAAAGCGCGCGCCUUCGCCCGAUUCUCUCCUCCUUUCCCCCGCGCUAGCCACUUUAAUCCGCGCCUUCUUCCCCACGUCGCCGCUGCUCCCUCCGCGUUCUCGGGCGGCUGUCGCUCGGUUCAGAUUCGGCCGUUUCUUCUUCCUCCGAUCGGGAGGAUUGCGCGUGAAUUCGUUCCGAGCAGCCGAGCAGGGCAGGGGGAAGCCAUAAGAAGAAGAGGAGGACAAUGUGGCGUCUGUUCAACGAGCUGUGGGACGUGCUAGGAUCCGGCUUCUUCUCGUCCAGGUUCCUGUAACUCGAGUCAAGCCUUUUUGCUCGUUCAAUCAAUCAAUCCGUCGUCGCAGCGGGAUCUGGUCAUCGCAUUGUGCGCGGGAGGAGAUGGACGACGAGGAUUACUCGUGGGUGCGGCGCUCGAGGUUCUCCCACUCCGUCGUGCGCUCCAACUCCGGCAGGGAGCAGUUCGGCGCCUUCAUCGAGCAGUUCAACCGCGGCGCCGCGCAGAGGCAGCGAGGGAGAGGCUCCGAUUCGGGGUUCAAGCUCCACGGCAUGAACUUGCAGCCGGCGACGACAACGACCAGAGCCUCGGCGUCCACCAGCUCCUCGGCGAAUCCCGCUGCUGCCUCCACCAGCUUCUCGGCGUCCACCAGCUCCUUGGCGAAUCCCGCUGCUGCCUCCACCAGCUCCUCGGCGAAUCCAGCUGCUGCCUCCACCAGCUCGGCGAAUCCCCCUGCUGCCUUCACCAGCUCGGCGUCGGCGAACCCCCCUAUUGCGAGAACACGGUCGCUGGAUGCCAAGCCCAGGACGGAUCCAUCCUCCUCCUCGGGCAGCGAACCGACGCAGCACAGCGAUCAUGGGAAAGAAGCGCCGGCAAAUGGCAGCGCCGGGAGCAACGGAGUGUUCAAAGGGGCCAACCUCUUCGUCGACGUUUCAUGCGGACCCGAGGCUCUUCAGGUGCCUGGUCAACCUCUUGACUUCUCAUUCCACCCCGACGAGCAGAGCAUGAGGCUGCAGCGGGUGUGCUCCAGCCCGUCCCCUUUCCCGGCCAGGGAAAUCCCGGCCUUCGACGCGCCGCCGCUGCUGUCGGCACGCAGCUCUUCUCUAAAAGUCACCGGCGAGGAGCGCACAGCGAUGCUGCGGGCGAGAUCCCCUCUCCCGAGCCGCCCCAUACCAGAGCUGUUCCAGGAGGCCAAGUCGGAGAGCAAGCGGUUCUCCACCCCGCCGCCGCGCCGGAAAUCUUUGUCUCCGACACGAGGAGCGCCUCCGGCUGCUGGGCCGGUGAAGGCGCCGGGCAAGGUGAAGCACAAGAAGGAGCACUGGGACAAUGCAAUGGCGAGGGCCGCUGCACUGAAGGUGCUCGAUAGAUGGACGGUGGACCGCUCGAAGCUGCUCAUCGGGCCUAGGUUUGCGUCUGGGGCGCACAGCCGGUUGUUCAACGGGAUCUACAUGGAGGUGCCUGUUGCGGUCAAGUUCAUCAGACAACCUGAUGAACAGGAGGAUGCAGAGUUGGCAUUGCAGCUCGAGAAGCAGUUCAACACGGAGAUCGCCACAUUGUCCCGCCUCCAGCAUCGCAACGUCAUUAAGCUGAUUGGAGCAUGCAGCAGUCCACCGGUCUUCUGCGUCAUCACUGAGUUCCUUCCCGGUGGUUCGUUGAGAGCAUUCUUGCACAAGCAAGAGCACAAAUCCCUGCCUCUAGAUAAGAUCAUUUCAGUUGGCUUGGACAUCGCAAACGGUAUGGCAUACAUCCACUCGCAGGGAGUUGUGCACCGAGACGUGAAACCAGAAAACAUCAUAUUCGACGCAGAAUGGUGCGCGAAGAUUGUUGAUUUCGGAAUAGCUUGUGAAGAAGCGUACUGUGACCCUCUGGCGAAUGAUCCUGGGACCUUCAGGUGGAUGGCCCCAGAGAUGAUGAAGCACAAACCCUAUGGUCGAAAGGUUGAUGUAUACAGCUUCGGCCUUAUCUUGUGGGAAAUGCUUACCGGCUCAGUGCCUUAUGAAGACUUGACUCCCUUCCAAGCAGCCUUCGCUGUUUUUGACAAGAAUGUGAGGCCGGCCAUUCCUAGUAGCUGCCCAGCAGCAUUACGGGUUUUGAUCGAACAAUGUUGGGCCUUGCAAGUAGAUAAAAGGCCUGAAUUCUUUCAAAUAGUUCAAUUAUUGGAGAAGUUUAAGAUGGUUCAGGAUAGAGAUGGAACACUUGACAACAUGCCAAGCUCAAACUGCCUGGAGACUCAUGAUCAUAAGAAAUGGCUAGCUAACUGGGUCCACAAGAUCAAGCACCAUCAUCAUGAUUUUUCUGGACCUCCACCACCAAAACUUCUGUAACUAAUCUCCUCUCUUCCACUCUGUUCUAGUCAGGGUAGUUUUCAGAAUGUAAUUAUCAAAAAAAAAAUCUUUUUUUGGGUAUAUAACACAAAAUAGUCAGGGUAGUUUAGGCUUGGUUUUGCCUCUGCAUGUGUGAUUUCCCUGAAAAUGUAUCUAUUUUUCUGUUAUUAUGCGCUUGAACAAUUAUUGUCAUUGAUUCACUAACGAGGCAUUUGUAAACAUCCUGAAAUUUCACCCA